Molecule: messenger RNA, 547 nt
Organism: Xenopus laevis (African clawed frog)
Lineage: Eukaryota; Metazoa; Chordata; Amphibia; Anura; Pipidae
Gene: gemin7.S
Product: gem nuclear organelle associated protein 7 S homeolog
Exons: 2
Coding region: 103-510 (135 amino acids)
Biological process (GO): spliceosomal snRNP assembly
Cellular component (GO): SMN-Sm protein complex; Sm-like protein family complex
Source: RefSeq, a predicted model, not a curated record
UCAGAGUUUGUGUUUUCUGGGGGGAAGUGAGUGCGGAUGUACCGAAUCUCGGCUGAAUCGCGGGCGGCUAAAGCUCUAUAGGGAAAUCCUUGCAGAGAUUGAAUGAAGGCUGUUUUAAGGGAAGAGCCAGAUGGUUGCAGCAUGAAGGAGACAAGCGACCCACCUCUUCUCCCACAGGUACCCAUACUGCGUCUCCCACGUCCCCCUUCACCAUCCGGCCGUGGAUUUGACCUUUCUUCACCCCGAGCACUUGCUCACUGCCCACCCAAAGAUCACCAAAAGUGUCGCUCUUUUCUUCGCCAGCUCUUUCUCCGUAGCCUUCUUGCAUCUGCUGGCCUUCCCGUCACCUUCACACUUUAUCAGCGUGUAACUGUGACUGCGACUCGCUUCAAUGCCUGUGACAUGGAAGGACACAAUUUUCAGGUCUCUGACCUACAGACUCCGAUUGGUGUGCAAAAGGAAGCACUUAUCCGGGGACCCGACAUUAUUUCAUACUCUUUCUGUGUCUAAGGGAUAUUAGCUGGAAUGAAUAAAUCAAACAAUACUG